GAUUAGCACUAUAAAUAUACAUGCUACAUUGUAUUAAUCUUAAACACGCCAAGCAAUAUAUUUAAUCAUCUUCCAACGAUCCAGCACUUGGAAACACAAUGUCUUUCUCAAGAAUUAGCUUCUUCUUCAUUCUUUUAAGCUUAGCUGUAAUCUUCCAAAUGGUUCUUGGAACUAACCCUCUAAUGCAUUAUUGUUCAAGCAAUGAUAACUUCACUUCCCAUGGCCCAUACGAAAGAAGUUUGACAAAACUCAUGGGUAAUUUCUACUAUCUAGCUCCACCCAAUGGAUUUGCUCUUGGUUCUCUGGGCCAGAAUAGCCAAGAACGGCCAUAUGGACUCACUCUUUGCAGAGGAGAUGUCUCAGCCUCAGAUUGCAGAACUUGUUUAGCAGAAGCAAGAAGUGAGAUCCAAAAGCUCUGCCCAAACAAGAAAGAAGGAAUUAUAUGGUACGAUAAUUGUGUUUUGAAGUACUCGAACAAGGAUUUCUUUGGCCAAAUAGACAACCAAAACAAGUUCUACCUAUUGAACGUGCAAAAUGUAAGUGAUCCAAUGACGUUUAAUCUGAAGACGAAGGAGCUGUUAAGCCAACUAGCACAAAAUGCUUCCACUACCCCAAGGAUGUAUGCAGCUGGAGAGUUGAAACUUGAUGAUCAGGGAUCAAAGAAAGUUUAUGGGUUGGCUCAAUGCACAAGGGAUCUCUCCAGUGUUGAUUGUAAGAAGUGUCUUGAUGGUGCCAUAGGUGAACUCCCAAGUUGUUGUGAUGGGAAACAAGGAGGUAGGGUUGUUGGUGGUAGUUGCACCAUUAUGUACGAAAUCUACCCAUUUGUUAAUGCUUAAAAUCUAUUUAUUUAUUUAUGCUAUUCUUUUGGGAAUCGUGGAUCAUUUACCUUAUAAAUUUGUGAGGAUUU
Molecule: messenger RNA, 907 nt
Organism: Hevea brasiliensis (rubber tree)
Lineage: Eukaryota; Viridiplantae; Streptophyta; Magnoliopsida; Malpighiales; Euphorbiaceae
Product: cysteine-rich repeat secretory protein 38-like
Exons: 1
Coding region: 99-836 (245 amino acids)
Source: RefSeq, a predicted model, not a curated record